Messenger RNA from Paramecium sonneborni, 1581 nucleotides. The record is from the annotation of a GenBank genome assembly. NCBI's taxonomy places the organism in Eukaryota, Ciliophora, Oligohymenophorea, Peniculida, Parameciidae.
AUGAGUGAUCCUAUAAUUAGUGAACAAGAUUUUUAGAAUGAGUAGCCAUUAUAAACAUUUAUAUUAGUUCAUACGAUGCCAAUAAGAAUUUAAUUGAAUUUUCUGAUUUACCAGACCCUUAUACUUUAGUUUAACAAGAACAAAAGCUACCUAAAAUUCAAAUAUUUGAAGAAGUCGAUUAAGGAACUGAUUAAUUGUCAAGAGCCAUUUAAUUGGAAAAUAUAAGAAUAGAUAGAUUAUGCAUAAAAAAUGACAGUUCAUAUGAAGGAUAACCAAGAAGUGGGAGUGAUGGGGAUAAUUCAAGAGAUGGAAGCUAAAAUAAUCAAUAGAAUAGGAAUAAAAGUAACUAAGAGCAUAUAAUUUUAUUAGAAAAAUAUACAAAAGAUGAACAAAAAAAAUUUAAAGAAAAUUUGAAAUAUGAAGUUAUUUAGACAUUAGUUUAGACAAAGAGCACAUAUUCUAAUAAGAUUUAAAAUUUAGUUAAGAAAGAUGCAAAUAAUCAAUUGAUAGUAAAUUAGAGACAUAGAUAAUCGUAAUCUUUAUUUUGAUUUGAUUUAGAAGAAGUUAAUAGAAAAUGGAAAGAAAAAAUGAAUAACAACUACUUCUUAAUGUUGAACAUAGUGAGCAAUCAUCAUCUGAAAAUCUAGAUUCUAAUGAAUUAAAUUUAGAUCCUAAUAAACUUAAAUAAGUAAGAAAUAGAGAGUCUGCUAGAAAUUCAAGAGCAAGAAAGAAGAUCUAUUUUGAACUAUUAGAAACUAGAGUUAAAGAUUUAUAAGAUGAAAAUGAUAAAUUGAGAGAAUAAUGUAUAAGUUUAUAGAAAUCAAUUGAAACUUAUAGUAAAUAAUAAGAUAAAGUAUUUCUGAAUAAUAUUAUUUAUUAGUAUUAGUAAUUUUUAACUUAGUAGUAAAAAUUAUUUGAAAGAUUAGAAGAAUGUAUUAUACAAGAAAAAGAUGAAGGUGAAAUUGAAAUUCUUUUGGAUGCAUUGAAAUUCAGAACAUCUUCAAAUAAAUAAGAAAGAAUUGAUGCAGCAAAAUCAUAUUCAUAUUCAAUAUUGGAUGUUUCUCUGCCUUUACAAGCUAAAUAUUUAUUCAGUAUAUAAGAAAAUAAAGAUUUUUUCUCAUAAAAUUAGAAGUAUUUAUAAUUUAAAUAUUUAGAAAUUUUUCAGAAUUUCUUAUAGAUAUUUUUAGAUAGAUUUAAUUUAAACCUGAAAAUUACUUGAUUAAUGAUAAAAUAAAAUAAAAAUUAGUAUAAUCCAAAUAAAAUAUAGCAGAGUAAGGUAUUUUUAAUUAAAUAAGUUCAUUUAAAAUAAUAAAAUAAGAAAUAAAAGUAAUUUAAAAUGAAGCUCUUAAAAUAGAUUUAUUAUGGGAACAAUUAAAAGAAAAUAUUAGACCCAAUUUAUUAGCUAAAUUAUUAAUAUAAUUACAUAAAGUAAUAAUGAGAUAUAAUUUUAUUUAGAAUGAAUUUCGAGCAGAGUUAUAAUCUUCAUUUAUUUUUCAAAAAAAAAAGGAUUAAAAAGAUUAAAAUUGUAUGUAAAUUGAAAUUUAACAACAGUCAAGAAAGCAAAUUAAAAAAUCAUAUUGA